Messenger RNA from Lathyrus oleraceus (garden pea), 1251 nucleotides. Its product is annotated as arogenate dehydratase/prephenate dehydratase 1, chloroplastic. Gene Ontology annotation, molecular function: prephenate dehydratase activity; arogenate dehydratase activity. Gene Ontology annotation, cellular component: cytoplasm; chloroplast. Bases 493 to 1236 code for a protein of 247 amino acids. Gene Ontology annotation, biological process: L-phenylalanine biosynthetic process. The record is from RefSeq and is a predicted model, not a curated record. Lineage: Eukaryota; Viridiplantae; Streptophyta; Magnoliopsida; Fabales; Fabaceae. The transcript is spliced from 9 exons.
GAUGUUGAUAACAAGUGGUCCCUACUUCAUCUCUUCAAUAUCAUUUCUCAAGAUCGUAAAACCGCCGUUAAAUCUCAACUCGAUGCUUCCGUUUUUCUUCCGAAUUUAACUAUCUCCGAUAACAACGUUGGUCCACGCCGUAUUGAAAAUAAGGGAUGGAGCGACGGUGUUGUUGUUCUUGCUAAGGAUCCUAAUAAUCGCCACGACAUUGCGUUUCAUGAGUAUGUGAAAUUGGUUAAGGAAGAAAACGAUGUGACGGAAGAGGCUAUGGUGACUGAUGUGCUUUAUGCUUGUCAAGGAGUUGAUGAAUGAGUUGAGUGAUUAUUACAAGUUGUUGGCUGUGCUUGAGGCUCAUUCUUCGAAUCCGAUUCCUUUGUUUUCUGAAUCUGCAAGUUCUGUCAUCAGAGAGCUAUCAUUCCUGUUGAAGAUCAAAAGCCAUUCCUUCAUUCUGCUUAUCAGAAUCACUCCAAGGGCUUUCACAUAGACAUCAACAUGCUUCCCAAGCCAUUAACGUCAAUUGAUGAUUCGUCUUCUGCAAGUGAUGGAUCAAAGGUGCGCGUGGCUUAUCAGGGAGUGCCGGGAGCAUACAGUGAGGAUGCAGCUUUGAAAGCGUAUCCAAAUUGUGAGACUGUGCCAUGUGACGAUUACGAAGCUGCAUUUAAGGCAGUUGAACUGUGGUUGGUUGAUAAAGCGGUUUUACCAAUUGAAAAUUCUGCGGAUGGAAGCAUCCAUCGCAAUUAUGACUUACUUCUUCAACAUAAGUUGAAUAUUGUCGGAGAGGUGCAGCUGCGUGCUAACCACUGUCUCUUAGGAUUGCCCGGUGUGACAAUGGAGGAACUCGUCAGUGUUGUGAGUCAUCCUCAGGCUCUUGCUCAAUGUAGGACGGUGCUGAACGAUUUAGGUGUUGAUAAAGUUCGUGACCAGGAUACUGCCGUUGCUGCUAAGACAGUGGCCAUAAAUUGUGUAAGACACACCGGAGCCAUUGCAAGUUCCCGAGCUGCAGAAAUAUACGGCCUGGACAUUCUUGCUGAAGGAAUUCAGGAUGAUGAUGAAAAUGUUACCCGUUUCUUGGUCCUUGCGAGGGAGCCUAGAAUUCCAGGAACUGACAGGCCCCAUAAGUGUCCUCAACAACGUAAUCAAAUAGAUUGCGGGUAUUUCAUGUUGAGGUUUAUGCGAGAUACUCUUGCUUUGGGCCGAUUAAAGAUUCCCACCGAUGUAUGUAUUUCUAACUUAUGAGUUAUUUUUAUAUUU